AUGGAGAAGAAGCGGGUGGUCAUCGUCGGAGCAGGCGUCAGCGGCCUCACGGUGUGCAAGCACCUCCUGGAGCUCGGCUGCCAGCCGACCGUCUUCGAGGCUGACACCAUGCUCGGCGGUGUGUGGGCGCGCGCCAUGGCCAGCACCAAGCUCCAGACGCCGCGGUCCAUGUACCAGUACUCCGACUUCCCGUGGCCGGAGAGCGUGACGGAGGAGUUCCUGAGCCACCGCCAGGUGGCGGCGUACCUCGACGCGUACGCGCGCCACUUCGGCGUGCUCAGCUGCGUCCGUUUCGGCCACCGGGUGGUCGGCAUGGAGUACCACGGCGUCGGCGAGCAGGCCAUGGCCGCGUGGGAGGAGUGGGCUGGGAACGGCCAGGCGUUCAGCUCCGGCGCCGGCGAGUGGCGGCUGUCGGUGGCCGACGACGACGGCCACGUGGAGACACACAAAGCAGACUUUGUCGUUCUUUGCAUAGGGAUGUUCAGUGGUGUGCCCGACAUACCCACAUUCCCAGCAGGUAAAGGUCCAGAAGUAUUUGAUGGGCAUGUGAUCCACUCCAUGGAUUAUGCCAAAAUGGGCACAAGUAAAGCUAAGGAGAUGAUCAGGGGCAAGCGUGUGACUGUCGUUGGCUACAUGAAAUCUGCACUUGAUAUUGCCGCUGAAUGUGCCGAAGUAAAUGGCACUGCUCACCCAUGUACAAUGGUGGUCCGGACAAAGCACUGGAUCGUACCGGACUACUGCGUCUGGGGCAUCAAUGGCAAAAACUUCACUCUCAACCGUUUCUCUGAACUCCUCAUCCACAAGCCUGGCGAGGGCCUCCUCCUGUCGAUCUUGGCCACUCUCCUGACUCCCUUGAGGUGGGCGUUCUAUAAGUUGGCCGAGAGCUACUACUCCAUCCCAAUGAAGAAGCACGGCAUGGUGCCUGACCACAGCUUGUUCCAUGCGCUGGCUGCGGCCUUCAUCUACGUUUCACCCAAGGACCACUACAAGAGGCUGGAAGAAGGCAGCAUCAUGCUCAAGAAGUCCAAGACAUUCAGCUUAUGCAAGGAAGGCGUGCUCGUGGAGGGCGAGCCGUCGCCGGUCAAGAGCGACGUGGUGAUCUUCGGCACCGGGUUCAAGGGCGACGAGAAGAUCAAGGACAUGUUCACUUCAAAGUACUUCCGGAAUGUCGCGAUUGGGUCAGAAUCCACUACUGUGCCUCUCUACAGUAUAUUUGUAUAUAUGUUUCUCACCAUUUGUCCUAAUUUGAACUCUCGAUCUUGGUCAUCAUUUAUGAGUCGUGCUAAAUUUUUCAAACAUGCAUGUUUCACAAACAGAGAGUGCAUAAAUCCUAAGAUACCUCAGCUCGCCGUGAUCGGAUAUUCUGACACCCAUUCGAACAUCUACGCCUCCGACAUUCGCGCCAAGUGGUUGGCACGCUUCUUGGACAGCAGCUUCAGACUACUGAACGUCGCGGCAAUGCAGAAGGAUGUGCUCGAAUGGGAGAAGUACAUGAAGAUACUGUGGAAGAUACUUCCGCCGGUCAACAUCUUGAUCCUGAACACUUGGUACAACGACCAGCUCUGCCGUGACAUGGGGUGCAAUCCUUGGAGGAAGAAAGGUUCUUUUCGGAACUGUUUGAGGUCUAUGGCCCUGGUGAUUAUGCUAACCUACUCUCAACUCCAAGUCCAAGGAACACUAGAACUUGUGUCUAGAUUCCUUUGGCACGUACGGAUCACUUUAUGCUCUCAGAUAUUCUUGUUACAGCGAAUAGUGUUGGGAAAUGUGAUGACCAUCUUUGCACUUAUCUAA
Molecule: messenger RNA, 1791 nt
Organism: Miscanthus lutarioriparius
Lineage: Eukaryota; Viridiplantae; Streptophyta; Magnoliopsida; Poales; Poaceae
Source: the annotation of a GenBank genome assembly